AUGUAUUUACAUAGAAAGAACGCGCCAAUCCACGCUUCAGUAGAAGUGUCAGAAAUCAUGCACAAUGAAAAAAUAACGUGUGUGUCGCUAGACAGAGAGCUUUACGGCGGGUUUAUGGGGGGAAUAUAUAGAACAAGUGUAGACACCCUCAAGGCGGUAUUUAGAAUAGACUCUCCUGUUUCUUUUAUUGCAAAAGUUCCUGCUUGUGACCAAUUUGGAGAGAAAGAUACGCCGUGUAUAAAAAGGAAUGAACACAAGAUAGAAAAAGUAUUUUGUCCAGAAAAGAAGUGUGUGUCUCUUGAAGGGUAUGCAAUUGGUGACUGGGAGGGGCGCGUUUACUUCCAAGGAAAGAAGAUACAGAUGCCGUGCGGCUCGUGCCCAAUAAAGUAUAUUUUCCCAACAGAUUUUGGGCUAGUUAUAUGCACACAGGCAGAAAUGUAUUUAUUUAGAAAUGACACUUUUGCAUCUAGUAUAUAUAUUAACACGUAUCCUUUACAUAUUAGUUGCACAGGCAGAACCCUUAUUGUAGUAACAGGGUACAGUGUACAGCACAUUCAAAUAGGCGAGCACGGGCUAGUUCGCGAAGAAGUAACAGAGCUUCUUCGGAAUGAAAAUCACACAGAAACCAUCACAUGCAUAUCUGAAAAUAACCCGAACAUUGCAGGAAGUAUUGGGGGGUGGAUAAUGGAAUUAGAUGGCUGGGGAGAGGGGAAAAGCUAUUGCCUCAGAAAGAUUCAUAGGGCAUCUCAAGAAAAACUCAUUGGUGUAGUUAGGUAUGUACAUGAAAAUGAAUUAUUUUAUAUAUGCGGUACUCCCAAGUCAGUGUAUAUUAUAAAUGAAAAAUCCAAAACUGUUGCAUAUUCUGCUAAUUUAACAGAUGCUAGCGGUAUAUUUUCCAUCCAGUUAAAGCACAACAACAAGCACAUGCUAAGUGUUUUUGAUAGAAAUUUCAAGGUGUACACAAUAGAUUUGUUCUGUGUUUUUUCACCAGAAAAUAGCAAAGGUGUAGCAAAUAAAGACCCAAUCAACACAACAAUCAACACGUAUGAAGAGCUUUUGAAGGAGCUUAAUUCGGGUGUGUUUGAUUAAUCCUUCACCUAUUUCCACUUAUUGCUAUUUGGGGUAUAUUUUUCUAUAUAUUAUAGUAGAGAAUAUUUUUGAGUUUUUUAUUUCUGAUAAGAAUGCAUUUUACUCUAAUCAUUUGGAUAACCUUGUAUUAAAUAAAGUAUGUGGGGGUCCAAAGCACCAAAUGAAUUUUAUAAUUAAAUCAUAUGUGUAUUCCAGCACAGCCUAGAAUAUCAAAGAGGUAUUAACAAAGUAAUCAUAUGCACGAAUCACUUGAUUAUUUAUAAGCUACAGCUAAGUAUAAGAGAAAUAAAUUAAUUAUCGGAA
This is a messenger RNA of Nematocida parisii ERTm1, 1392 nucleotides long. RefSeq lists its product as uncharacterized. Lineage: Eukaryota; Fungi; Microsporidia. The record is from RefSeq and is a predicted model, not a curated record. The coding region runs from base 1 to 1089 and encodes 362 amino acids. The transcript has a single exon.